Phaethon lepturus (White-tailed tropicbird) is the source of this 996-nucleotide messenger RNA. It is a transcript of the gene RABGAP1, whose product is annotated as RAB GTPase activating protein 1. The record is from RefSeq and is a predicted model, not a curated record. The transcript has 10 exons. Lineage: Eukaryota; Metazoa; Chordata; Aves; Phaethontiformes; Phaethontidae. The annotation marks the transcript as partial.
AUGGCGAGCACAAUUUCAGAUUCAGAAGGCACGCUACAAUUGCCUACCAGAUGCUGGGAAUCUCCGCAAGACAGUGCUAUCACCCGAGACAUCAAUCGAACGUUCCCUGCUCAUGAUUAUUUUAAAGAUACUGGGGGAGAUGGCCAGGACUCCCUGUACAAAAUAUGCAAGGCCUACUCUGUCUAUGAUGAAGAGAUUGGUUACUGUCAAGGCCAAUCAUUUCUUGCUGCUGUGCUGCUUCUACAUAUGCCUGAGGAGCAAGCUUUCAGUGUUCUGGUCAAAAUCAUGUUUGAUUAUGGACUCAGGGAACUUUUCAAACAAAACUUUGAAGAUUUGCAUUGCAAGUUCUAUCAGCUGGAGCGCCUCAUGCAGGAAUACAUUCCUGAUCUGUAUAACCACUUUCUGGACAUUAGCCUUGAAGCGCACAUGUAUGCUUCCCAGUGGUUCCUUACACUGUUCACUGCAAAAUUCCCUCUCUACAUGGUCUUCCAUAUUAUUGACUUACUCUUGUGUGAGGGAAUAAGUGUUAUCUUUAAUGUUGCACUGGGAUUAUUAAAAACUACCAAGGAUGAUUUGUUACUUACUGACUUUGAAGGGGCUUUAAAGUUCUUCCGUGUACAGCUGCCCAAGAGGUACCGUUCAGAAGAAAACGCAAAAAAGCUGAUGGAAUUAGCAUGUAAUAUGAAGAUUAGCCAGAAGAAACUGAAGAAAUAUGAAAAGGAAUAUCAUACCAUGAGAGAGCAGCAAGCUCAACAGGAGGAUCCUAUAGAAAGAUUUGAGCGUGAGAACCGGCGCCUACAGGAAGCAAACAUGAGGCUUGAGCAAGAAAAUGAUGAUCUUGCACAUGAACUGGUGACCAGCAAGAUUGCUCUGCGAAAAGAUUUAGACAAUGCAGAGGAAAAGGCAGAUGCUCUGAAUAAGGAACUGCUAAUGACCAAACAGAAGUUGAUUGAUGCAGAAGAAGAAAAGAGGCGCCUAGAAGAAGAAUCGGCUCAG